UCAUACAGACCUGUGAACAACAACAGUUCAACACCUGAUUAGAGAGAGAGAGAUGGCUGAAGGUGAAGGUGGUGGAGAUUCUAUAACCCUUGAAAAUACACCAUCAUGGGCGGUGGCAACUGUUUGCUUCUGUUUGAUAGCAGUUUCCAUACUCAUUGAACAUGGCCUUCAUCUCUUAGCUAUGUACUUCAACAAGAGGAGGAGGAAAUAUCUCAUUCAAGCUCUUGACAAGAUUAAAACAGAGUUGAUGUUAUUGGGCUUCAUCUCUUUGUUGCUGACUGUGUGUCAAAAGCGGAUUGCAAGCAUCUGUAUCCCAAAGAGCUUUGGCGAAAGUUUUCUUCCUUGCCAAAGCCUGAAUAGUGAUAAUGAGGAGGAAGAAUCCAAAUGUCAAGAACAGGGAAAAAUUUCAUUGCUGUCAAGAACAGCAGUGGAACAGCUUCAAAUAUUAAUCUUUGCCCUGGCCUUUUCUCAUGUUUUGUCUUGCUUCCUCACAUUCAGCCUAGGAAUGGCCAAGGUGAGAAGAUGGGGAUUUUGGGAGGCAGAAACAAGAACGCUGGACUAUCAGUUUUCAAAUGAUCCAAGGAGGUUUCAGUUCAUCCAUCAAACAUCAUUCGGACGGCGACACCUGAAAUUUUGGAGUGAUCACCGGUUUCUUCGUUUGCCAGCUUGUUUUCUUCGACAGUUCUAUGGUUCUGUUUCAAGAGUAGACUAUUUAACUCUUCGACAUGGAUUCAUCAUGGCGCAUUUUGCAGAAGGAAGCGUUUUCGACUUCCAAAAGUAUAUUAGAAGAGCUCUGGAAAAAGAUUUCGGAGUAGUCAUGGGAAUAAGCCUCUGGAUAUGGAUUUUCUCUGUACUUUUCAUAUUCUUCAAUGCAUAUGAGUUUUACAGCUACUUCUGGCUUCCCCUUAUUCCAUUGCUGAUGCUACUGGUGGUUGGGACAAAGCUACAAAGUAUCAUUACCAAAAUGUGCUUAGAUAGCAAUGAUAAAUUUCAUGUUGUUAGAGGAACUCUGCUUGUUAGGCCAAGUGACCACUUCUUCUGGUUUGGCCAACCGAAAUUGCUUCUCCACCUUAUGCACUUCAUUUUAUUUCAGAACUCAUUUCAACUGGCGUUCUUUACAUGGACUUGGUACAAAUUCGGGUUUCGAUCUUGUUUCCACCGAAAAACUGAAGAUAUUGUAAUCAAGCUCGCUUUGGGUCUGUUGGUUCACUUCCUUUGUGGCUAUGUGACACUACCCCUAUAUGCCUUGGUCACACAGAUGGGUACAUCAAUGAGAAAUACUGUUUUCCCUGAGGCAGUAGUUACUAGUCUUAGAAGAUGGCGAGCCAAAGCGAAGAAAAACGUGGCUCGAAGGAACGCCUAUUCAAUGCAUUCCUCCCUAGAUGCUUCACUGACCACUUCACCAUCUUUUAGUACCCUUGGUGCUUCAUUAUCUAUUGACUUCGAUGACAGUUUUCCCGAAGAAUUUGCUCCUGUUGAACUGGGGAAUGAAGACAGUGAUGAAGGAAGACGACGACAAGAGCAGCAUCACAAGUUGGGGUCUUUUAAGGGUUUCGAUUUGAGUAGUAUGCAGUGAUGAUUUUUUUUUUUUUUGAUGAAAUUGAGAAAGAACAAUAGUUAAUGAGCUAAAGAAGCUGUGGAUUGUUUUGUUAAGGAGGAGUAGUUGGGGAACUUAGAUAGAG
Ilex paraguariensis (yerba mate) is the source of this 1682-nucleotide messenger RNA. Lineage: Eukaryota; Viridiplantae; Streptophyta; Magnoliopsida; Aquifoliales; Aquifoliaceae. The record is from the annotation of a GenBank genome assembly.